AUGGCGACGACGAGCAAACAGUAUAAAGCCAUCGGAGAGGAUCUUUGGAAAAGUCGUACAGAUAAAAUCAAUUCAGAGUUGUUUUCUCUUACAUAUGGCGCCCUCGUCGUUCAGUUGAUCCAAGACUAUGAAGAUUAUGCCGAAGUGAACAAGCAACUCGAGAAAAUGGGAUAUAACAUUGGAACACGAUUAAUCGAGGACUUCCUUGCAAGGAGCUCUUUAGGUCGCUGCUCUGACUUCCGGGAAGUGGGCGAGGUGGCGGCAAAGGUCGGGUUUAAAUCCUUCCUAAACAUCACACCAACAGUCACGCACUCUGGUGCUCCACCACCUUCCGCCCGCCCGACCAGUACAGUUCAACAAUCAGGAGUUCCUGGCUCGUCUUUCAUCCUGACCCUGGAUGAGAAUCCCUUGGCUGAAUUUGUCGAACUCCCUGACGAAGCUUUGGAAGGAGGGCUAUGGUUUAGUAACGUGCUGUGUGGUGUUCUUAGAGGAGCACUUGAGAUGGUCCAGAUGCAGGUGCAGGCAGAGUUUUUGUCUGAUGUACUUCGCGGUGACGAGAGCACGGAGAUUCGAGUGACAUUGCUGAAGUACCUGGAAGAAGAAGUGCCAGUCGGAGACGACUAG
Messenger RNA from Suillus fuscotomentosus, 624 nucleotides. Its product is annotated as BET3 family protein. The coding region runs from base 1 to 624 and encodes 207 amino acids. Lineage: Eukaryota; Fungi; Basidiomycota; Agaricomycetes; Boletales; Suillaceae. The transcript is spliced from 4 exons. Gene Ontology annotation, cellular component: TRAPP complex; cis-Golgi network membrane; cytosol. Gene Ontology annotation, biological process: intra-Golgi vesicle-mediated transport; endoplasmic reticulum to Golgi vesicle-mediated transport. The record is from RefSeq and is a predicted model, not a curated record.